AGUCAACUUAAUCCUGAACCUACAUAAAUAGAAUAAAACAAUAAAUGAAUUUUUAAUAAUAAUGCUUUUGAAAUAAUUAAAAGGUUAUAGUGUAUGUGGCGAACGACACAUAUAGAUGUAUAUACAUUUACAAUUAAGAUAACCGCCAAGUUUAUUAAGGUUCAAAUAGAGAGCGCUUAUUCAACUCAAUAAAUCAUCUGCUGUUGAUUGGCCGACUCGCAGAAGAAGAAGAAGAAGCAGAAAAAAAUACAAAGAGCAUAUAGAAAAAUCGCAUGAAUAUUAAACAAACGUACAUUCACGCUGGUCAAGUAAUUUGGGAAAUAAAAACUUUUUAUAUAUUGGUGUUUGGCAAGAAGUUAGAUAAAAGAAACAAGGCGAACGAUAAGUAUGGAAAAAAUGGAUAUCGAUGUGACUCCACCAAAGUCGGAAUCGGUGAACGUUGCCGCAGUCAAUGCUGCAUCGGCUGCAUCGGUAAUGGCUGAUUCUGGCACUGUACCUUCAGUGCGUAUUUCGUUGCAUCCUCUCGUUAUAAUGAAUGUUUCUGAACAUUGGACUCGUAUAAGAGCUCAGGCUGGAGAGACGUGGCAAGUCUAUGGAGCACUGAUUGGUAAACAAAAAGGUCGCAACAUUGAAGUAAUGAACUCUUUCGAAUUAAAGACCGAGUUAGUUGGCAGCGAUUUGAUUAUUAAUCGCGAUUAUUAUAAUACAAAAGAGAAUCAGUACAAACAAGUAUUUAGUGAAUUAGAUUUCAUUGGUUGGUAUACGACAGGAGAAUGCCCGACCAAUAGGGAACUAAAAAUACACAAACAAAUAGCGGAAAUAAACGAGUGUCCUAUAAUGCUCCAAUUAAAUCCUAUGUCACGUAGUGUAGAUCAGUUGCCUUUAAAAUUAUAUGAAUCAGUUAUUGAUGUAAUUGGAGGUGAAGCCACUAUGCUUUUCGUACCUCUUACCUAUACCCUGGCAACUGAAGAAGCCGAACGUAUCGGUGUAGAUCACGUUGCUCGUAUGUCUACUAAUGAGACUGGCGAGAAAUCUGUCGUAGCCGAGCACUUAGUGGCGCAAGAAAGUGCUAUUAAAAUGUUAAGUACACGUAUAAAAGUACUGUUGAAAUACGUAAAAGAAGUCGAAGCUAAUAAGUUAGAAGCAAAUCAAGAAAUUUUACGAGAUGUGUACGCUUUGAGUCAUCGUUUACCUGUAAUGCAGGGUGAAGCGUUUCAGGAAGAAUUCUACACUCAAUGCAAUGACGUCGGUUUAAUAAGUUACUUAGGUUCCAUGACGAAAGGCUGUAACGAUAUGAAUCAUUUCGUCAAUAAAUUUAAUGUGUUGUAUGACAGACAAAGCUCUGGUAGACGUAUGAAAGGCCUUUAUUACUGACUUGUACGCGAUUUUCAAAUUAAUACAGUAUA
This is a messenger RNA of Glossina fuscipes, 1406 nucleotides long. RefSeq names its product COP9 signalosome complex subunit 6 (gene CSN6). The record is from RefSeq and is a predicted model, not a curated record. The transcript has 2 exons. Gene Ontology annotation, molecular function: protein binding; metallopeptidase activity. Gene Ontology annotation, cellular component: COP9 signalosome. NCBI's taxonomy places the organism in Eukaryota, Metazoa, Arthropoda, Insecta, Diptera, Glossinidae. Gene Ontology annotation, biological process: protein deneddylation. The coding region runs from base 388 to 1374 and encodes 328 amino acids.